Talaromyces atroroseus is the source of this 1713-nucleotide messenger RNA. RefSeq lists its product as hypothetical. Bases 1 to 1713 code for a protein of 570 amino acids. The record is from RefSeq and is a predicted model, not a curated record. Gene Ontology annotation, biological process: transmembrane transport. The transcript is spliced from 2 exons. NCBI's taxonomy places the organism in Eukaryota, Fungi, Ascomycota, Eurotiomycetes, Eurotiales, Trichocomaceae. Gene Ontology annotation, molecular function: transmembrane transporter activity.
AUGGCUGAAGAUCCAGAUCGCCAGGCAUCAGUCUUAGGAGAGAUGAGUGCUCCAACCCGUGAGAGCACCUUUCAGAGCGACAAAGUGCUCACUCAGGAAAAGCCCCCUGAGGCAGCCAACAACUCCCCGAAAGAUGCUGCUGUCGAGCAUGAAUACCCUGGGCCAUGGUCGCUCGCGGCUAUCAUGGUUGCCUUGUACUUUGCUGUUUUCCUUGUUGCUCUGGAUCGGACCAUCAUUGCUACCGCUAUACCUCGCAUCACCGACGAUUUCCAUGCCCUCGGUGAUAUUGCCUGGUAUGGUAGUGCUUACCUCCUCACAAGUUGCUCCUUCCAGCUGCUUUAUGGUCGCAUAUACACUUUCUACAAGCCAAAGUGGGUUUUUCUAGCAGCUAUCAUCAUAUUCGAGAUAGGGUCCGCCGUUUGUGGCGCUGCACCAACAUCCACGGCAUUCAUCGUUGGCAGGGCCCUCGCUGGCUUGGGUGCUUGCGGUAUUUUCUCCGGCUGUAUUGUGAUCAUCACUGAUGCCGUACCUCUGCGGAAGAGGCCCAUGAUGACAGGCUUCAUGGGCAGUCUCUUCGGCAUCGCCUCAGUCGUCGCUCCCGUGAUGGGGGGCGCUUUCACGGAUAACGUCUCGUGGAGAUGGUGCUUCUAUAUCAACUUGCCCAUCGGUGCGGUGACGAUUCUGGUCAUUCUUUUCAUUUUGAAGGCUUCUCCGCCACCAAACCCAAGUCCAGCGCACACUCCCCUGGAACGUUUGAACCAGCUCGACCCCCUCGGCACAGCGGCGUUUCUUCCCGGCAUGGUGUGCUUGAUCCUAGCAUUGACAUGGGGAGGCACAGCUUACGCCUGGAGCAACGAACGUAUUAUCGCGCUAUUCGUCCUUUCCGGUGUUCUAAUCAUUGCUUUUGUGCUGAUACAAAUGUGGAAACAAGAAACUGCCUCCGUACCACCUCGGCUUGCCAAGAAGAGAACGAUAGCCGCGGGUUUCUUGUUUUCUUUCUGCGUGGGUAGUAGCAUGAUGAUCUUCGUUUAUUACCUUCCUAUCUGGUUCCAAGCUAUCAAAGGAGUGAGUGCUGUGAAAUCAGGUAUCAUGAAUAUCCCGUUAGUCUUGUCCCUCGUUAUAGGCUCCAUCUUUGCAGGCGUUGCAGUCUCGCGACUAGGUUACUUCACUCCUUUCAUGCUCGCUGGUAGCGUCAUCAUGUCCAUUGGCGCAGGUCUUAUCUCUACCUUCACCACCACUACGGGACACAGUAAAUGGAUUGGUUACCAGUUUCUCUUUGGUAUCGGCAUUGGCCUGGGCAUGCAGCAAGGCAGUGUCGCCGCACAGACCGUUCUUGAUAGAAAGGAUGUACCAACCGGUGCAUCCCUGAUGAUGCUCGCACAGGCUUUUGGGGGUGCAGUGUUUCUUGCAGUCGCUCAAACGAUCUUUGGGAAUAGCCUUUCGAGUCAAUUGCACGCAAAUAUACCUGGCCCAAAUGGAGCUGAGGUCGCUGCAGCCGUCAUCAAUGCCGGUGCAACUGGCUUUCGCAAAGUCGUCCCUCCCGAAGACCUGCCGCUGAUUUUACCAGCUUAUAACAAGGCUCUUACAAACACUUUCUAUGCAGGCGUGGGUCUGGCAUGCGCUUCAAUUAUCGGUGGCCUUGCGACGGAAUGGGUGAGUGUCAAAAAGCCAGAGCAGAAAAAAGAGCCUGUUCCUAAGGAUGAAGAGGCAUAA